Molecule: messenger RNA, 882 nt
Organism: Ostertagia ostertagi
Lineage: Eukaryota; Metazoa; Nematoda; Chromadorea; Rhabditida; Trichostrongylidae
Source: the annotation of a GenBank genome assembly
AUGGAAUUUUCUACCACGGAAAUUUUUGUCUUUUCUGCUCUCAUCUCAGCUGUCGAUCCGGUAGCGGUGAUUGCCGUGUUUGAAGAAAUCAACGUGAAUGAGUUCAUUUUUGUGAACGUCUUCGGCGAAGCGCUCUUCAAUGACGGUGUCACAGUGGUGCUGUACCAGAUGUUCAAAAGUUUCACAAUGAUCGGCCCCGAGAAUCUGAAACCGAUUGAUUACGGAGCCGGUGUUUUAUCGUUCUUGCUGGUAGCCUGCGGUGGUGCUGUCAUCGGUCUCAUUGCAGCGUUCAUCGUUAGUUUUAUUACGAAAUAUACAAAUCAGGUUCGAAUUCUUGCUCCAGUAUUUAUUUUCGUUAUUCCAUACAUGGCAUAUCUUACCGCUGAAAUAACUUCUCUGUCAUCAAUUAUUGCAAUAGCAGUCUGUGGUAUGGCCAUGAAGCAGUAUGUGAAAGGAAACAUCACUACAACUGCAUCGAAUGCCGUGAAAUAUUUUGUGAAAAUGCUGGCUCAGUCCUCUGAGACAGUUUUUGGGACUUUCGACGAGGUCGGUCCUUCAAUCAUUACUGGGAGGACACGGGCCUUUCGUGCGUGGUGCUACACGCUCUCUCUCUCGCCUUUUACCGAACAAUUGAUAGACCAACUCAUUCUGUCCUACGGUGGCCUUCGUGGUGCGAUCGCGUUCGGGUUAGCGAUGUCGAUUCCAGCAACCAUUAUGGCAAGACAGAUGUUCAUCACCACAACAAUUGUCGUGAUUUUCUUCACUGUGUUCCUUCAGGGCAUCACAAUUCGGCCACUUGUCAACUAUCUGAACGUGGAAACAAAAGACGAUCGCCCUGCUACGAUGACAGAAAGCGUCUACAACAAGGUUCUGUACAAUCUU